Molecule: messenger RNA, 2347 nt
Organism: Seriola aureovittata
Lineage: Eukaryota; Metazoa; Chordata; Actinopteri; Carangiformes; Carangidae
Gene: uts2r3
Product: urotensin-2 receptor 3
Exons: 2
Coding region: 292-1434 (380 amino acids)
Biological process (GO): neuropeptide signaling pathway
Cellular component (GO): membrane
Molecular function (GO): urotensin II receptor activity
Source: RefSeq, a predicted model, not a curated record
AGGACAGACAGCGGAGAUCAGAUCGCAAAGUUUGGAGUGAAGAUUAUCACCGUAUAAACUACACCGCCUCCUCCUGCUGAAGAUAAAGAUAAUCCUGAUUUUGUGUCAGAAGAGGUCAGAGGGGUUUCAUGACAACACAUGAGCAACAGAGGGAGAUUUCAAAAUGGAGAUGGAGCUUUUUCACCAAACAAACCCAUGGAAUAUUAUUUUCUCAGCAUCUGGGAUUAAACUGUUCUAGGACCUUUAAGCAUUAACUGGCUGCAUUCUUGAUAACUUUCAAAACGUCACAUUAUGGACAUCUCAGGUUCUUUGCCUCCACCUUCCCCAUAUACCUUCCCUAUCAUCCCCAAUGUCUCUGUGCCCUCCUCCUCUCCCUCCAUCUCUCCAUCACCCAGCCUGGCAUCCACAGCUCUUUUCUGUUCCCUCCUCUCCCUCCUCUCGUUGCUGGGCAUCACAGGAAACCUGUACACUUUAGUCCUCCUUCUGAGGCGUAGGAGAAGUAGAAGACGUUGCGUAGGGCCAAACUGCUGCCUAAUGAGAGUACCUGUACCAUCCUGCCUUGCCAACUCCUCCUCCCCUUCAGCCUCCCCCAUCUCCUCUUCUUCCUCCUCCUCUUCCUCUCUUCACCUCCAGGUGCUGAGCCUUGCUCUUGCUGAUCUGCUCUACCUUUUCACUGCUCCCUUCAUCGUGUACGACAGCCUGGCAUCUGGCUGGGCCUUUGGUGAGCUGGGCUGUCGCCUCCUCCUGAGCCUGGACCUCCUCACCAUGCACGCCUCCAUCUUCACCCUGACUGCCAUGAGUCUGGACCGCUACCGGGCUGUGGCUCACCCCCUGCACACCUCCUCCUCUAACUCCUCUGGCCUGCUGCGUGUCAGUCUGGCCUGGGGGCUGGCUGUGGCUCUUAGUCUGCCCAUGAUGAUCACCCUGCACCUGGAGGAUGGGGAGAACCAGGAGGGCCAGCUGUGUGUGCCGGCAUGGGACGAGCAGAGCUCCAAGGCCUAUUUGAGUGUGUUGUUCUGCACCAGCAUCCUCGGUCCUGGGCUGGCCAUCGGAGCACUGUAUGCCACUCUGGGCCGGCUUUACUGGGUGUCUCAGACCCGGCCGGCCUGGGCCACCGGGAGCAACUCUGCUUGUCCUGCCCGUGCUCCCAAACCCAAAGUCCUGCUCCUCAUCCUGGGUAUUGUCCUGGCCUUUUGGGCCUGCUUUCUCCCUUUCUGGAUCUGGCAGCUGCUGCCUCUGUACCAGCCUGACAUGCUGCGGACAGUACCAGUGGGGACACAGGUGACAGUCAACCGUAUCCUCACUGGGCUGACCUAUGGAAACUCUUGUGUGAAUCCAUUCUUCUACACACUAUUGACGGGAAAACGAAGACACAACAGGCAGACGCUGACAUCAGCAAAUCAGCUCUGCCGCAAGAGCAGUCCACUGCAGUAGUGCUGUGUCUCAGUCAGUAGCAGAGACAAUAAUGUGAACGUGUACAUACAUGUGUGUUUAACAGCAUGCAAACAUAUGAAAAGGUACUGUACUUGAAUGCUUCAUGAGUUCCACCAUUGGCACCAAAGAAGAUUGAUUUAGCCUUAGCCUAAAAACUGAGGAAACGGAAUGACAAUAAUGAUAGCACUUUGGAUAAAUGCUUUGUGAACGGACAAUAUUUCCUAUUAGGAGAUUAAAUGUUAAUUAUAUUCUGGUUUUACCAGCCAAAAAAAAGACAAUCUCUGUAAUGUGUCACCUAAUAAAUGUUUUCUCUGUAGAAGUUCUCCAAACUUUGGUGGCCAUAUCAAAUAAUGCCUCUAAUUGCUGUAGUAACCAAGUUUACAUACACAAUCUGGUUUUAAAUGUUUUAUUGAUAUUAUUUUUGUGACUAUGGCAAUGUAAUACAAUGUCUUUUUUUUUUUUAAAUAAGUGGUUACUACAGUAAUUAUAUUUAUCACAUUACCAAAAGCAAUUUAACUAAAAUCAACAGAUGAACAGUUUUAUUUUGUAAACAUUUCCAGUAGAAACCCUGAUGCACUUCUGCUUGUUUUCAGAGAAAUAUCAAAGAAAAUGUUUGUUUUUGAACAACUGGUUGUAACUGGUCGGGGCCUUGUUGGGACAUUUUUCAGAGACAUUAUUUGUUGACAUAAUGAAUUAUGUUUGAGCCGGUCAACAGUCUUUUGUUUGCUUCCACCGACCCCUGGCAUAUCUAAAACAACUCACUUUUUUAUAAUCAUGACCUGCAUGUUGAGUUUGAAAAUGUACUUAUUAUUAUGAAUCAUGCAUUGCUUUGCAUGGCCUCAACUUGUCUUGACUGUAGCUGAUGUUUAUAAUGAUGCAUAAUAUAUAUAGCCUUGAAUAAAGAGUAUGCUUC